AUGGAUACAUGGCUUGGAAGCAAUCCGUUGAGAGUGCAAUUUCCGAGCUUGUAUCUCAUUACUACAAAUAAGAAGGCCCUUGUAAGUGAAUGUUAUCGGAAAAUUAAUAGUGGGAGGUUAUGGGACUGGAAGUGGGAAAGAAUCCCAAAUAGUGAAUCGGAAUUACGUGAAUUGAAUGAUCUAUAUUCUCUUCUACAACUGCAGCGAAUCUCUUGCAGUAAAGACGUGUGGUAUUGGCAUAACUUUGAACAACAAGAUCUAAGCACGAAAGUGGUGAGGCAAGCUUUAAAUCGGAACAUUGAUUUAAAUGAUCCAGCUACAGACUUUGUUUGGAAUCGAUGGACUACUAACAAGAGUCUGAUGUUCGUAUGGAGAGCGAUGGAAGGCAAGAUCCAGACGGCAGCGGCGUUAAGGAACAGAGGUCUGAAUAUACCCGAUACUUCCUGCAAGAUAUGUGGGGCGGCAGAGGAAACGGCGGAGCAUGUUCUCAUUCAGUGCAAUUUCGCUAAAAGAAUUUGGGAUAAGAUUGCAAAUUGGAUCGGCAUCCCAAUGAUAAACCUGGAAGGAAGCAUAAAAGAUUUAUUUCAAGAACUAUUUGGGCUACAAAGGAGCAAAAAGGUGAGGAAAGCGAUACACGCAAUAGCUAUUCAAACAAUGUGGGCAUUAUGGAAGAAUAGGAACGGAAAAGUAUUUUCAAACAAACACGGUCCGGUACAAUUAAUAACGGAGGAGAUUAAAGAAGCUUCAUAUAAAAGUUUAAAGGCGAGAUCAAAGUAUACUUCGAUUACAUGUCAAGAAUGGUGGGAUUUUAAUGUAGUUUGGUAA
Molecule: messenger RNA, 825 nt
Organism: Helianthus annuus (common sunflower)
Lineage: Eukaryota; Viridiplantae; Streptophyta; Magnoliopsida; Asterales; Asteraceae
Exons: 1
Coding region: 1-825 (274 amino acids)
Source: RefSeq, a predicted model, not a curated record